Molecule: messenger RNA, 1230 nt
Organism: Atta colombica
Lineage: Eukaryota; Metazoa; Arthropoda; Insecta; Hymenoptera; Formicidae
Exons: 4
Coding region: 1-1230 (409 amino acids)
Molecular function (GO): nucleic acid binding
Source: RefSeq, a predicted model, not a curated record
AUGCGAAAUUACACGAAUAUCAGUGCCUGGCAAAUGGACGAGAUCUCCAUGCAACCGCACAAUUAUGAUACACAAGAUACAAUGGAGGAAAACAUUUGCAAGCGUCACUUUUUAGACAACGUGUCUCAAAAUUCUCAAGAAACUCACGUUGUAUCAAAAUGGGUCAUACUUUUCGAGGUCACUAAACUUUAUCUUCUGGGUCAGGUCAUUGUGAUCGCAAAACUCAUCCUGCAAGAUUUGUGGCAAUUGGCCAUCCAAUGGGACGAGUCCGUUCCUCAGGACAUCCACACUCAUUGGAUUCCUUUCAGAACACAGAUGAGUGAUUUAAAUCAACUAAGAAUUCCUCGAUGCGUUAAACUAAAUGCCCAUCAACCAAUUGUGGAAGUGCACGGAUUUUGCGACGCCAGCCAACACGGCCUGCAUAUACAUUCGCGCCAAGCUCGGUAUCACUCCAAGUUACUGUGCUCAAAAUCUCGCGUCGCAUCGCUCAAGACUGUCUCGCUACCGCGAUUAGAGCUAUCGGCCGCCUUACUAUUGGCGCGCUUAAUCAAUAAGGGCAAAACCCAAUCAGAAGCCUUAAUAGGCUCAUUACCAGCCAGCCGAGUUAACGUAUCUAGACCUUUCUCUCGCUGCGGCGUAGACUAUGCCGGGCCGCUCUUGUUACGUGAGAGAAGGCGUCGAAACGCGCGGAGUCACAAAGCGGGUAGACCCACGCACAUAUAUUCAGAAAACGGGAUCACCUUCGUGGGUGCUCAUAGACAAAUUCAAGAGUUAUAUGACAUGUACAAUGAUUCACAAGUCCAGUCCGAGAUUAAAAAUUUUCUUUGCGAAUUAGAAAUUUCUUGGAGCUUCAUCCCGCCUAAUGCGCCUCAUUUUAGAGGUCUAUGGGAGACAGUCGUAAAAUCUAAAAUCAAAUACCACAUAACUCGGAUUGUGAGCAAGGUGUCUCAUUUGACCUUCGAGGAAAUGCAAACGACCCUCUAUGAAAUUGAGGCGAUCCUCAAUUCGCGUCCUCUCUUACCAUUAAGCGCCGACCCUAACGAUCUAGCGUAUCUAAGUUCGGGACAUUUCUUGGUUAGCACGCCUUUGAAUGGUCUUCCUUGUGUUGAUUUGAGCGACGUCAACGAAAAUAGGCUACUACGGUGGCAACGCGUAGAGCAAAUCCGGCAAUAUUUUUGGCGCAGGUGGAGUAAUGAAUAUCUUCAUUCCCUACAAGCCCGAACCAAAUAA